AUGCCUCAAAUUAAUUGUGUUUUGUUGUGGUUAGGCAAAGGAAGGAUGAUGACGGAGGUGCAGGAUGCCGACCUUUCACCAGUUACAUUUGCAUGUUCUUCAUCAUCAUCAUCAAGAAGAUCACAUAAUUUUCCAAAUGCAUUACAUCACUUGAUCAUUUUCCUUCUUGUAGUGUCCUUGAUCACAUUUGUAUCGGCUCAACCGGGAGAUGUGGACGACAAUGACGAUGCCGGCCCAGAUCAUCAUUAUCUUCCCGAUGCAAAGAGCUCUUCGGAGGCCCUCUUCAACUUUAAAAGCUCGCUAUCUACAUCUUCAGCUAAAGGAAAGGAUGUACUCGGGUCUUGGGUUCCAUCCACAAGCCCCUGUACCGGGGACAAUGCCAAUUGGUUGGGAGUGAUUUGCUUUGAAGGGGACGUAUGGGGUUUGCAACUAGAAAACUUGAACCUGUCAGGGGCAAUUGAUAUAGAUUCCCUGCUCCCAUUGCAUUUCCUGCGGACCCUAAGCUUUAUGAACAACAAUUUCAAAGGGGGAAUGCCUGAUUGGAAUAAACUUGGUGCCCUCAAGUCAUUGUACUUGUCCAAUAAUAACUUCUCCGGUCAGAUCCCCGAUGAUGCCUUCAAGGGUAUGACUUAUCUCAAGAAACUUUAUUUAGCCAACAACCAAUUCACAGGCAACAUCCCCACCUCCCUCGCUACCUCCUGCCCCAGGCUCUUCGAGUUGACCCUCGAAAACAACAAAUUCACUGGCUCUAUACCUGAUUUCCCCCGCAGAGUUCUCAAACUCCUCAACGUAUCCAACAACCAACUCGAGGGUCCAAUCCCUCCUUCUCUUUCCUUAAUGGAUCCAACAACAUUUGCAGGGAACAAAGGCAUGUGUGGGAAGCCUUUGGAAUCAAUUUGCAAAUCCCCAAGUCCAGAAGCAAAUAGUGCUACUCCUAGCAGUCUCAACUCUACUAUCAGCAGCCAAUCUGGUGAUAUAAAUAAGAAGUCGCCCUCUCUCCUGAGUAGAGUGAUGUUGAUCGUUGCAGUUUGUUUGGUGGUCUUAUGUCUCGUAAUUGUGUUAAUUCUUAUCAUUUGCCGCCCCAGAUGCCAAAAUAAUCCACAACUCAUCAGCCGGGCUGUUGAGUCAAGUAAUAUCGGUGGGGAUCAAAACACCUUUUUAUCAUCAGCUCUUCCCGAUUUGAAGAUGAGCGUCAACCCAACUUAUGCAAGACACGACAACAGUAAUAAGGCAGCAGAGGCACCAGCAGCAGCACCAGGCACAGUAGUAGUGGGUAAGUUGUCCUUCGUUAGAGAUGACAGGACACGAUUUGAUCUACAGGACUUGCUAAGAGCAUCAGCGGAGGUGCUUGGCAGUGGGAACCUAGGGUCCUCUUACAAGGCACUACUUAUGGAUGGGCAAGCUGUUGUGGUGAAGAGGUUUAAGCAAAUGAACCAUGUCGCUAAAGAAGACUUCCACGAGCACAUGAGGAGGUUGGGCAGACUAAGCCACCCCAACCUACUCCCCCUUGUCGCCUAUUAUUAUAGGAAAGAAGAGAAGCUGCUUGUUUAUGACUAUGCCUCCAAUGGUAGCUUGGCCAGUCACCUCCAUGGCAAUCACUCUAGGCUGGACUGGUCAAGCCGCUUGAAAGUCAUAAAAGGAGUUGCAAAGGCAUUGGCAUACCUUCACAAUGAACUGCCAAGUCUAGCACUUCCGCAUGGUCAUCUCAAGUCAUCAAAUGUACUUCUGGACAAAUAUUCUAAUCCCUUGUUGAUGGAUUACACAUUGGUUCCCCUGGUGAAUCUCUCGCAAGUCCAACAUCUUCUAGUGGCUUACAAAUCCCCCGAGUAUGCACAACAAGGCCGCAUCACGAGGAAGACUGAUGUUUGGAGCCUUGGGAUUCUAAUACUAGAGACCCUCACCGGUAAACUCCCAACAAAUUAUCUCGCUCUCAGCACUGGUUAUGGCACCGAAUUGGCUACCUGGGUCGACACCAUCAUUAAAGAUAAUGAAUCGGCUUUUGAUAAAGAGAUGGACCAGCUGACUCAUCAAGGACAGAUCCGAAAGCUCUUCAACAUUGGAGUGGCUUGUUGUCAAGAAGAUUUGGAUACAAGGUGGGAUCUCAAGGAAGCUGUUGAAAGUAUACAAGCCUUAAAUGACAAGGACGAUCAAGUUGAUAUUGGAGUUUAA
This is a messenger RNA of Solanum dulcamara, 2169 nucleotides long. Its product is annotated as pollen receptor-like kinase 1. The transcript has 3 exons. The record is from RefSeq and is a predicted model, not a curated record. The coding region runs from base 1 to 2169 and encodes 722 amino acids. Gene Ontology annotation, molecular function: protein kinase activity; protein binding; ATP binding. Gene Ontology annotation, biological process: protein phosphorylation. NCBI's taxonomy places the organism in Eukaryota, Viridiplantae, Streptophyta, Magnoliopsida, Solanales, Solanaceae.